UAGGAAGGGAUACAGACUCCAGCCUCUCGUCUCUCUUCCACCCCAUCACCCCAUCCCCUCCCUCUCUCUGCUCAGCCUGCGUGGUGGUCUGGUUCACAUUUAAAACCACAUGUUGCUGUGUGUGUGUGUGUGUGUGUGUGUGCAUGAGGAGUGAAUGAGGAGCUUUGCGCAGCAGCAGCUUGAAUGGGACGGGGCGGAUAUGCCAGCCUGCCUGUCUGCCACCGGCGUGCACGUGGCUGGAAGAUCUGAACUCCAAACUGGACCGUUCCAUCUCCUGCACACACGCAUGAGCGUUUCCUCACUGUGCAACGGGGAUAUGCGUAGAAGGACGGAGGUGCCAUUUCCAAACACCCAUGCCAUAUCCAGGCUGCAUUCCUGUUGAAUCACUGAAGCAAAAGAGGAAAGGAAGGGAUUUCUCCUCCGACAGAGGACGAUUCAAAACACUCCCAGAUGUGCGUGGCUUGUUUUUUUUACUUCAGCUUUUUUAAGAGAGGAAACUCCAUUUGGCUCUUGAGGUGUCUGCCCUCUCUGUGACAACUCUCCUCUUCUGAACAGUGGAACCAUCUGACUUGUCCGUGUGUAUUUGUAAAACAGAGUAAGCGUGACCUUGAGUCUGAGAGAGAGAGAGUGUGUGUGUGUGUGUGUGUAUGUGUGUGUGUUUGUGGGUGUGUGCGGUCUUGGAAAACUCCUCAAGGAGCAUUCCGUGUUUCCUUUAUGUGUAAGGGGACUGGCUCUUCAUAGUAAGCCGUCUGUAGAUUGUACCCCAGAGACCAGGAGACGUACAACAUGUGGACUCUGCUUUCCAUUUGGUUUCACGUGCUGCUGCUUGCGUAUGUCAGACUACUGAUGUUAGCGACGGAUGUCCUGGCUUCAAUCAGAGAAAUAAACCAGGAGAAGUGGGAGAAAGACAUCAGGUCAGCUGCAAGCCUGGAUGAGCUGCUCAUGUUGACUGACUUCCCAGACUGGAAGCUGUGGAGGUGUCGUCUAAAGCUGAAACAUGUUGACUCGGCCUCCUUCCCAGAAUUCCGUUCGCCCUCAGUGGGAUCGCACAGAUUUACACGCUUUGCUGCCAACUCUUACAGCCUGGAGGUACUCAAAGCCAUUGAUGAAGAGUGGCAGAAAACGCAGUGCAUGCCCCGGGAGACGUGUGUGGAUGUGGCUCAGGAGCUCGGCACUAGCAACGACAUGUUCUUCAAGCCACCAUGUGUCUCCGUGUUCAGAUGUAGUGGCUGCUGCAACAAAGAGGGGGUCACGUGCCGCAACACCAGCACCACCUAUGUUGAUAAAAUACUUCUGAGUGUGGUGCCGUUUAAGUAUGGGCCCGAGCCGAUGCUGAUCAGCGUAGCUAACCACACGGCGUGUAAAUGCCAGGAACCGCAGAUGAUUCGCAGACAAGCUCUGCCACACAGGAAGAGCGGGUGUUUUCCCAUUCGCCAGUCAGAAGACUCCAGAAGACUAUGUGACCGAGGGCUCAUAUGGGACUGUGUGGAGGAUCGGUGUGUACCUUAUCCCUCCAGCAAUCAAGCAAAAACUCCUUCCAACACAAAGGCAGAGGAUUGUGAAAUUGACAUUGAAAAAUGUGAAUGUAUUCCCAAAGAGGUGACAUCCACACGGAGAUAUGCUCCAUGUCUGUGUGCAGCCAGGAGGAGGCAAUUCAACCAUACGUCAUGCAGGUACUGCAAGAGAAAGUGAAAGCAUACACACAAUGCAUUCAUCACACCUCGGACAAUCUGCUUCUGCUGGAGCUGCGAUCGAAGAUACAUUCUAAUUUAUUUACAGUUUUAUUUAUAACACUGCUUUAUGCACACGAGUAUAACAUUUAACCCCACUUUUCACAUGACUGUGUUAAAUCACUUAACCUCAAAUAAAAGAACCAUCCCAGCCUAGUCAUGAUAUGUAAAUAAUAUACUGGUUCCUGUGCACUGAAUAUAGUAAAAUAUAAAAAUGUCCUACUAUAAAGAAUGGUAUGUUUGAAGUUAUUUCAUGUGAUGCAUGAGAAGCAUAUUGUGGAUGUGCAUAUGGUACAGUAUAUGAUAUUUAAUAAUUGUGUACAUAGUAAAUUCACUUCAAUCUAUUGACCAAACAUUUUCAUAUUGAGUCACACAAAAUAUGAUUUAGUCAUGAAAUGCUUAUUUCGUAUAUGUAUUCAGUGUGAUUCAGAAAAUGUUGGUUUUCAGUGUGAGACUAAGCCUUUGUGGAUUAUUUUAUUUUAUGAUGAUGGGACAUGCAGUAAAUGACCAUAGAAUACACAUUAUAAUGUACAGACCUGGCGCAAUGAAGUGCAAGAAAUAUUUUAUUGAUCUGUUUGAUGUGACGCCAUAUUUAUGACUGAAGGAUUCUGGAGUUCCUGACCGGCAUUUGUCAGAGACAGAUGUGUAGAGGUUUUAUGUUUAAUGUUGUUUCUUCCUUUACCAGUGGAUUUACUGAAUAAUAAAUAUCUUCCUGUACAGUAUGUAUCUUCUGGCCAUAUCUACACAUCUACUAAAGCUACACAGUUACACACUGGCUAGUUCUAACCUGCACGUAACACUACCACAAACUUUUGUUUCAGUUAAUAAAUCCUGAAAAAGUCA
Messenger RNA from Ictalurus punctatus (channel catfish), 2573 nucleotides. It is a transcript of the gene vegfd, whose product is annotated as vascular endothelial growth factor D. Bases 787 to 1692 code for a protein of 301 amino acids. The transcript is spliced from 7 exons. The record is from RefSeq and is a predicted model, not a curated record. Gene Ontology annotation, molecular function: vascular endothelial growth factor receptor 3 binding; growth factor activity; chemoattractant activity. Gene Ontology annotation, cellular component: membrane. Gene Ontology annotation, biological process: positive regulation of mast cell chemotaxis; positive regulation of angiogenesis; positive regulation of protein phosphorylation. Lineage: Eukaryota; Metazoa; Chordata; Actinopteri; Siluriformes; Ictaluridae.